AAACCCUAACCCACCACCUCUUCAUUUAGAUUCUCAAAAACUUCACACACUUGUAGAUUGCGCGCCAAUCCUUUCAACUCGCCCCAAAAGUGCGCUCUUUUUCUUCCUCUACUUCGAACAAUCGUUGCUAUUUUUUUUAUUUUUGUACCCGAUUCUCUUCCAUUUCAACUGGGUUUCAAGCUUAUGGAUGAUCGGUGCGAUUCCAGAAUCGAUUCAGACCCCUUUUUGUCCUCGCCCGGAUCGAAAACUAAGAAUUUAGGCGGGAAGAGAAGUAGCAGUAAUUUUGAAGAACAGUGUGAGACUGAUCUUAAGAGGAUAAAAUUGCGAGAUUCUGGAUCCAUGUGUGGUUCUCAAGCGAUGAGUGUUCUUCAGGAGAAUUGUUCGAAAACAUAUGAAGCUAGUGACGAAUGUCAGAUGGUUGAAGAAGAGGGGUUCCUAGCAGUUGAUGUGCCUAAGAAAUUGGAUGUUAAUGCUUCUCCAGCCAAAAUGGCUGAGGAGACUAACGUGUUCGUGGGAGCUGUUAGCCCUACCCUUAGACCACUGGAUCUUAAUACUGAAGUUUGUGUUGCUAAAAGUUCAGGUUCCGAUAACAUCGAUUUGGUGGACAUUUCUAGAAAACAACAUGAGCUCAGGAGCAACAAAGGCUCACGUGUAGCUGCAAGAGGCAUUGAUUUAGAUCUCAAUGUAGAAGAUGUUUCUAGCUCUAUAAACCUGGAAAUCGUUCACCCUCUCAAGAACUGCAAUAGGUUGAAGUCACAGGAUUCCUCCGAAUGUGCUAGCUCUACGGGUCCAUUGGGAGAGAAGGAUCCAUUAAGAAUUUGGAAGGAGAUGAAGCAAAAUGGAUUUCUUUCGGCAUCUCAUGUAAGCAUACCGGCACUAAAGCAAUGUGGGAGGAGAAGCAAAAACGAUGCUCAUAAAAAAAAGAUGGAAAUUGCAAAAAGAGAGAAGAAGUUGGAGCUUGCUAAGAAAGAGCAGAUCGAUCGGUUCACCAAGAUUGCUGCUCCAAGUGGUUUGCUUACUGAACUGAAUCCCGGGAUUAUAAACCAUGUAAGAAAUAGAAAACAGGUCCAUUCGAUUAUUGAGGCAAUUGUAAGGUCUGAAAAACAAGAAAACGAACGCCUAGCUAAUAAGCUUCUAUCGGAAAAAAGACAUGUCUCCAAGGCAGGAGCCAAAAGGGAUCUUGAAAACACCAAUGAUCCAGAGGUAAAUGUAUUUGGCUCUUCUCAAGUAUACGGCCCGUCAAAUAAUUUUUCUGCCAGUAGGCAAAAAAGAGUAUGCUCCUUGACAAGAUCGUUGAUAACGGAGCCUGAAGGUGUGGACCAUGGACAAAUUAUGUUAGAUCGAGCCAUCGGCAAGAACUAUACUUCACAAUCGAAUACUACAAAAGACAAGGAAAAUCUUGCACUUGAGCCAUCAUCAUCACAUGCUGUGUCUGAGAAUGCUUGUCCAGUGUCUAAUGAUGAAGAAGAAAAUUUGACAUGUAUUUCAUCUCUUUCUCUUAAAGCUGCUACUGUUGCUUCUCAAUGGUUGGAUUUAAUGCAUCAGGACAUCAAAGGGCGUCUUUCGGCUCUACGACGGAGUAAAAAAAGGGUUCGAGCAGUUAUUUCUACAGAGUUGCCAUUUCUAAUAUCUAAAGAAUUUCCAUCUAAUGAAGAGAACGAUCCAUAUGUUGCGAAGAAUUCGCUCGAAGAAACUUCGGUUGUUUCCUCUGCUGAUCUACAUCAAGCAAGAUGGACGAAACUGUUCGAUCAGAUGGAUAAAGCUCUUGCUGAAGAAGAGAAACAAUUAGAAUGUUGGUUGAACCAAGUAAAAGAAAUGCAGAUGCAUUGUGAUCAAGGGCUUACUCAUGCUCAGUCAAGCGCAGCUUUCGGCUCACCGCAACUGGGAGAAACCCAAAAUGACUCGAGAACAAAGAAAAUGAAUAACACAGAGAGAGCAUUAGCUGUUGGGGCAGCUGCAGCUUCCAUAUAUUCAACUUGCAACUUUCUUUUCUCAGAGAAUGUAUCCUGUUUCUGAUUUUUUCUUCCCUUUUUUUUUUUUUUUUUUUUUUUUUUUUUUUUUUUUUUUUNGGGCUAAAUUCUAGCUUUGUAAGCCUUAAAUGUGCUGCCUGCUGCUGUGGUAUAGUGAUUAGUUUUCUCUCUUUUUUUCUCUUGAAUCCUUUGAAGGCUGUUCUGAGAAGGAAAAAGAAAGUGUACUCGUUGAGUUUUUCUCUUAGAAAUCAAGCAUUAGUUUCACAGCCUUCAGAGACUACUGGUAUUUUUUUGGAUAUAUACACCCAUCUCCUUUUCUCUGCA
Molecule: messenger RNA, 2294 nt
Organism: Cucurbita pepo subsp. pepo (vegetable marrow)
Lineage: Eukaryota; Viridiplantae; Streptophyta; Magnoliopsida; Cucurbitales; Cucurbitaceae
Source: RefSeq, a predicted model, not a curated record